Molecule: messenger RNA, 5128 nt
Organism: Egretta garzetta (little egret)
Lineage: Eukaryota; Metazoa; Chordata; Aves; Pelecaniformes; Ardeidae
Gene: TTLL1
Product: tubulin tyrosine ligase like 1
Exons: 10
Coding region: 154-1425 (423 amino acids)
Biological process (GO): microtubule cytoskeleton organization; protein polyglutamylation
Cellular component (GO): cilium
Molecular function (GO): tubulin-glutamic acid ligase activity; tubulin binding
Source: RefSeq, a predicted model, not a curated record
CACGCGCACACACACUGCGGGCUGCAAUCCCCCGCCGUCGGGAGAGGUGUUGGGCCUCCCUCCCACCGGGACUAUCGCGAUAGCUGAAGAUCCCUGUGGGAUCGCGACCCUUCCUGGGAGAUGGAGGGGGGAGGUUGAUUCUGCUUUAGGAUAAUGGCAGGAAAAGUAAAGUGGGUAACUGACAUAGAAAAAUCUGUUCUAAUAAACAACUUUGAAAAAAGAGGCUGGAUCCAGGUGGCAGAAAAUGAAGACUGGAAUUUUUAUUGGAUGAGUGUGCAAACAAUCAGAAAUGUUUUCAGUGUGGAAACUGGUUACCGCCUCUCUGAUGACCAAAUUGUCAAUCAUUUCCCAAACCAUUAUGAACUGACCAGAAAAGAUUUGAUGGUAAAGAAUAUCAAGCGAUAUAGGAAAGAACUUGAGAAAGAAGGAAGUCCUCUUGCUGAAAAGGAUGAAAAUGGGAAAUAUAUUUAUUUGGAUUUUGUUCCUGUUACUUUUAUGCUUCCUGCCGAUUAUAAUCUCUUUGUUGAAGAAUUCAGAAAAAAUCCCUCCAGCACUUGGAUUAUGAAACCUUGUGGCAAAGCUCAAGGAAAAGGAAUAUUUCUAAUCAAUAAACUCUCCCAAAUUAAAAAAUGGUCUCGAGAUAGCAAAACAUCUUCGUUUGUAUCUCAGUCUUCCAAAGAAGCCUAUGUGAUUUCUCUCUAUAUCAACAAUCCCCUGCUUAUUGGUGGAAAGAAAUUUGAUCUUCGUCUUUAUGUUUUAGUAUCUACAUAUCGUCCACUGAGAUGUUACAUGUAUAAACUUGGAUUUUGCCGGUUUUGCACAGUAAAAUAUACACCAAGUACAAGUGAGUUGGAUAACAUGUUUGUACAUCUUACAAAUGUUGCCAUUCAGAAACAUGGGGAUGAUUACAAUCAUAUCCAUGGAGGCAAGUGGACAGUGAGUAACUUACGCCUAUAUCUGGAGAGCACCCGUGGAAAGGAAGUCACAAACAAGUUAUUUGAUGAAAUUCACUGGAUAAUUGUGCAGUCACUGAAGGCUGUUGCGCCUGUAAUGAAUAAUGAUAAACACUGCUUUGAGUGUUAUGGAUAUGACAUUAUCAUUGAUGACAAGCUUAAACCGUGGCUAAUUGAGGUUAAUGCUUCCCCUUCUCUUACUUCCAGUACUGCUAAUGACCGCAUCUUGAAGUAUAAUCUUAUUAAUGAUACGCUAAACAUUGCUGUGCCUAAUGGGGAAAUUCCAGACUGUAAAUGGAAUAAAUCUCCACCAAAAGAGGUUCUUGGCAAUUAUGAAGUCUUAUACGAUGAAGAGAUGGCGCAAAGUGAUGGCCCUGAUCGUGACUUGCGAGGUCGUUCUGGGCAGUCCACAGGAGUAAAAGGAAAUCGUGCAAGAGAUUCAGGAAAGCCUGUACUAACCACCUGGAAGUGAUAACAGAAAAAACAGCUGCACUCUUGGUAGGAAGAAAUCAUGAACAAAAAUGAAGUUUUUGCACAGAUUCCUCUGUUCUGCUACAUUGCAUGUGGGAAAUAUUAAAAGAGGACAAUACAGCCUUUGAAAAGAAGUGAAACAAAUGCUCUAAAACCAGGAACUCUACUAGACUUACACUGACUUGAUGAUGAUUAUUACGAUAAUAUAUAUAGUAUGUAUGUAUAUAUAAUUAUUCUAUAUAUACAUACUUUGUAUAAAUUAAUAUUCUCUCAGUAAUGAUUAAGAACUUUCUUUAUAAAGAUGGCAACUCAAAACAUGCAUUCUGAAAGAAAUCCCUGGUUGUUCUGCAUAUCAUUUAUUUCCGACAAUAGCCUGUCCCUAGCUCCCUUUAAUCAAUGAGGUGUGGAUUCUGUAAAAGCGUGGUAGUGGCGAGUGUUAAUAUUGUCACAAUAAUGGUUCAGAUUCUUGCUAGUGAAAGAAGAGCAACUAAAAAAAAUAGCAAUACAUGGACUUGAGGUUAUUGUUAGUUAAUGCAGCUCAUGAUUUAUAACCAGUAUUAAGAAACUGAAAAGCAGCUUUUUAUAUGCUGAGGGCUUCGGUUUGGGGUUUUUUUAUUUCCUUUAAGUGUUUUGAUCUGCUAACUCUUUAAAGGUACAAAGUUUCAUGGACUGAGGGAGUGUUUGAAAUGGUAUACUGCUGAUGCAUAAUUUCACUAGCCAUUAAUUUUUAUUUCAAGAUAAUGCAUGUCUGUAUAAAAACAGACAGAACAACUACAUGUUGUAAUAAAUCUCAGUGCUUGAAGCUGAUGAUAAAUCUUUAUUUGCACCAGAAUCUCUUUGUGUAUUUAUGCAUGUAUAUAAGUACAAUAUCUGUAUAUUUUUGUAUAUUGUGUGUGCACUGUAACAAAAAUAUUGUUGCACGUGGUAAACUGUUUCUGGUAGCUCUGAUAACAAAAGUUAUGAUGAAUAGCUACCAAAAUGUAUAGAGCAAAGGUUAAAAAUAGGUAUUUCAGUCUUUUAACAGCAUAGCAUAUAAAUAAAUUAGUUGUGUCUGUGAUUGGCUGCUGCUUCCACUUGCAUUUCCACCAGCUAUUGGGCAGUUAUUUAUAAAUGUCAAUGUGAAGUUCUGGCUGUCUUUAUUCUCCUUUCCCCUCCUCCCUUUUUUUUGGAUGGUGGAGUCUUGUGGAGAGAAAGACGAAGGAGGCUGAGAGUUGGCAAAUGUCUGUGUAACCAUAAUGCACUCUAAUCUGGAUGCUACUGGUGCAGUGAUACCAAUCUGCCUGCCACAGCCGGCCACGUGCUUUGCCCUCCUAUGUGGCAGGCCACUAAAGUGCAUGUAAAGUAAACUUAACUUCUCCCUCUCUUUUUAGUUUCUUGAACACAUAAAACAGACCACCUGCACCACAGAAAAUGUUGGUCCUUUUCCUGCUUUUGAAGGUCCUCCUAGAAGAGGGCAGCUGCUUGCCAGCUGCGGUCUCUGGGACAGUUGGUGCUGGUGACUCCCAGUCUGAACACAGUCCGGCAAAAGCAGUUUGGGCUGGGGAGAGAGGGCGGAUGUGGGCUGGGCUGACCGAUAUCCUUACACAUGGUCUGGGAUUCAUCCUUGCAAUAGAGAGUGAAAUAUGUAGCCUGAAUGAGUCACUCCAAGUGUAAUCCUCAUCUUGACUAAUAUCGUAUAUUCCAUUAAAAUAAAGACUAAAAUCCAACUGAUUCUCUGGUCAGUAGACUUGAGUCUUCUCACUGGCCUCUACAAAAGCAUAUUCAGGUUGGCUUUUGAAAUAAGGCUAAGAAAAGAUGACUACUGCAAGACAGUAAAGCUCAUCUAAAUCCCAGGUCUCAUAGGUUUUGGGGUCGGGGUUUUGUGUUUGGUUUGUUGAUUGUGUUGGUUGUGUUGGGGUUUUUUUCCACACUUUUUUCCUGAGUCUUGCUUGUAUAUUUGAACCUUGAUGGGUAAGCUACUCUUAAGCAGAUGUGUGGUCAGAUAUUAAGUGUUGUUUUAAUGAUGUGAUACUUAGUGGGUGGAUGUUCCUGGCUUUACCCCCAGCUGCCUGUUGGGGGUAAAUCAGGAAGCAGUGACAGCCUUAGGAACUAUCAGACUGAAAUAAAUAGUAUUUGUCGUAUGGUUUUAUUUCUUGCAGAUAGGCAACACAACAAGAAUACUCUGAUAGAAGGAAAAUGAAGCUUUCUCUAACUUUCGUUUCCACUGCUUGUAAUUAAUUUCUUUAGUAGCUUGGACAAAGGAUGUUGCCGUAGUCUUGUUCUGUCUCAACAGCAGUGCUAGCGAGGAUGGCUAUGAUAGAAUGAUUACUGCUUCCCUUCACCUUCUUUCCUGUUUGUGCAGCCUACACUGGUGGGACUUUAUAGGGAAGAGGUAUAUCGAGAAGUGCAGAUUCUGGUAAAAAAAGUCAACUUCACACUGUUACUUUUGGAGUAUGUAGGAGUCAUAACUUACUAACUGAGCUACAGUGACUUUCAGUCUCCCUUUUAGAAAGGCUUAAUGUGAAAGCAAAACCAGCUCUGGGUUAUUAGUACUUAUUGCUGUAGAAGGCUUUGGAGGCUUAAUCUAGGGAAUACUUUUUAGCUGUAAUUUCACAAUGAACCAAAACUGAUGGUAGUAUCUAAAUAAUCUCGUUCUUCCAAACUUGUUUGUAGGCAGUACUCUGUGUUGGCAGAGGUGUCUUCACAGCUAGGCAGCAAGUUGAAUCCGGGCCUCCCAGAACACAGAAGCUGAUGAGGCAGAAUAGGAACGGCACUACCUGUACUAUUACUAAUAUUGAAUGUUCUUACUUGAGCUUGCACUUUAUUACCCAGCAUAAUAAUGCAUCUCUUCCAGUCCUGACUUCUGAGAAAUUGUCAUCAUGUUAAAUCAGUGGAAGCCUUGUUAUUGCUUUCAAAGAAUAAGGAUUUCUGUCCCAGUGUGUGGCAGAUAUAUUUCAUUCACAUACAGUAUUUGCAGAGCACUGUUGUAUACGGAAAAUAUUUUUGUAGCAGAGCUAUCAGUUUAGAACAAGCAAAUCCUUCUCUCUGGUCACAGUAGUAUUGGGAAAGCAUUAUUUCAAAUGUUUUACUUGAGGAUGAAAUAUCUCUAAAAUAUCAGGUAAGUUAUCAUUACUAUCUCAAAAUCCAAACAUUAAAGUAUUACUAAUUGGGAGGAAAAAAAAAAAAAGAAAAAGCUCCGACAGGAAUCUUUGACUGUGUAGUACUUAAUCUCUGAACUAGAAUUUGGAUUUAAAUGCUGAUGUUACAUUUUCCACAGUUAUAUCUCCAACCAACGUAUUGCUAGUAAUUUACCCUGCUGACCCAAAUUUGAAUUCAGUAAUGCAGUGUUCUUCUUUAAAGAACAAGAAGUCAAAGAGACUGCAGAUAACAGUGACCCCUCUCUUCCUGAUCUCAUUCCACUUUCUUUUUAAAAACAAUAUACAAGUGAUUAGAUACAUCAGACUGCUUUCUCCUCAUUUCCUUUUCCAACAGGCUUUUUGCAGAGGUUGAAGUUUGAAGGCCUAACUAUAUUUUCACUUCUAAUACAUGAAAAACCAACGUAUGUGAAGGGAGCUUUAAGGAGCAAAAACUGAAGUAACAUGAAAUUCUAGAUGACUAAGACUGGCUUUCUGGUUAUCAGUAACAAACAAAUCAAAAAAAAAAAAACAACCCUGUAAGCAAGCAGGAAGUCUUCAUUUUCUAUGAAGAACUUGAGGCCUCAUGUA